AUGACGUGCGAACCUGCGCCCUAUGACGCGUCUACGUAUAUGAUGUCUGUGUCUUAAGAUAUACUCGUUUGUCAUGGCGCUUUCUAAAGAAUGGAAAUAGUGUCAAGCCUUGUCUCAUCAGUUGUCACAACGGUUUUUCAGUUGUCCAGACUCGGUAGGAAUGGCAUGAGGGUCAGGACAAUGGAUGAGAAGGCGUUAGACGUGUACGAUGUGAUUCGAUCUAUCCGGGACCCAGAGAAGCCGAAUACCCUGGAGGAGCUGGACGUUGUGACAGAGGAAUGUGUGGAACUUAAGGAGCUCAGCGAAGAUGAGUACCUCAUCAUAAUCAAGUUCUCUCCAACCGUACCUCACUGCUCCUUGGCUACUCUAAUUGGUCUGUGCAUACAAGUUAAACUGCAGCGGUGCUUGCCCUUUAAACACAAGUUGGAAAUUUACAUUUCAGAAGGAACCCAUUCUAUCGAAGAAGACAUAAACAAACAGAUCAAUGAUAAGGAGCGAAUAGCAGCUGCCAUGGAAAACCCCAACCUCAGAGAGAUUGUGGAGCAGUGUGUUGCUGAACCAGACGACUGACAGAGGAAGCCACACCUGCUUCAAGCAAUUCUCUUUAAUCUGAUGUUUUUGUGUUUGUAUUGUUCCAAUGCCAGAUAAUGUUAUUCACAUGACCCAAGCGGAGUCUUGUUUAAUUCCUGUUGGAGCAAGGUAUUUUGUGAAAUGUCCAUCUUUACUAAUGUCUAGUUUUAUCAACACUUUAAAUCAUUAAUGGAGACAGACAAUUAUACCCAUUAAACAGAUUCUGAUUUGCUGUUUGUCUAAUCCUGAAA
Molecule: messenger RNA, 821 nt
Organism: Fundulus heteroclitus (mummichog)
Lineage: Eukaryota; Metazoa; Chordata; Actinopteri; Cyprinodontiformes; Fundulidae
Gene: ciao2a
Product: cytosolic iron-sulfur assembly component 2A
Exons: 5
Coding region: 91-570 (159 amino acids)
Source: RefSeq, a predicted model, not a curated record